CAUUUUAUUUUGCGUAGGUAUCUGGAGAAUUUUCUUUUGCGAUUCGUUCCUUGAUCCGGAAGAAGAGACAGCAAACAUCACCUGCGAUUGGAUCACAAUAUAAGGGCGGGGCGUUAGCGAGCCAUUCACCUUGGCGACCGGAUGUGACGAUGACGGAAGCUGCUAGGCUAAGCUUUGCUCUCGCUGGCGGCCUUGGUGGGCGGGGUCGGCCGAGCUCGUCUGGCUUGGUCUUCACCACUGACCCGGCACCGAUAGGGGCGGUGCCAUUAAGGCCACGCCUCCCGCGCUGAUUCCCGGUGACUCUGGAGCGACGUCCUAGGCGCUGAGGAGGCGGAGACUCAGGGCUGUUUUCUCAGAGGUUAGGGACGGACCCGCCCCGUCAGCCUCUUCGACUCUUCCGGUUUCUGGUCGCUGCACCGCCUCCCUCCGAAGCCUGAGGAUACGCCCUCUCGAGAGCCCGCCUUCGCUCUCCUUUCAGCUUCUAACCCCUCUGAGCGGCUACGGGGCAACUCCAUCCCUACAUUCUCUCGCUCUGGUUCUCGCCACUUGGAGGACCUCGGCCCCGACACUGCCCCCUUUCCUGGAUGUACUGGCCCCUCCCACUCCUCUAAAAUGUCCAAUAACCUACAGAGGGUCUUCCUGAAACCUACAGAGGAAAAGUCAGGCAACGCCUCGCGUUGUGUUUCAGGCUGCAUGUACCAAGUAGUUCAGACGAUUGGCUCGGAUGGAAAAAAUCUUCUGCAAUUACUUCCAAUUCCUAAUUCCUCUGGAAAUCUUAUACCACUAGUUCAAUCUACAGUCAUGUCUGAUGCUUUGAAAGGGAAUACAGGAAAUCCAGUUCAAGUUACUUUUCAGACUCAGAUUUCCAGCUCUUCCACAAGUGCAUCAGUUCAAUUGCCCAUUUUUCAGCCAGCCAGUUCUUCAAACUAUUUUCUUACAAGAACAGUAGACACAGCAGAAAAAGUUAGAGUUACUUCUGUGGGAACUGAACAUUUUACCUCAUCAGUUUCUAAAGUUCAGAGUCAUGGUGUGAAAAUUGAUGGACUCACCAUGCAAACGUUUGCUGUUUCUCCCUCCUCAACACAAAAUGAUUCAUCUUAUAUUUUAGUAAAUACCCAGAGUCUUCCAAUGACUGUGAAGUCUCCGGUUUUGCCUUCUGGGCAUCAUUUACAGAUUCCAGCCCAUGCUGAAGUGAAAUCUGUACCAGCGUCUUCAUUGCCUCCUUCAGUUCAGCAAAAGAUACUUGCAACUGCAACCACAAGUACCUCAGGAACAGUUGAGGCCUCCCAAAUACCAACUGUUAUUUAUGUAUCUCCUGUAAAUACAGUGAAAAAUGUAGUUACCAAGAACUUUCAAAACAUUUACCCAAAACGUGUUACAGAAAUAGCAAAACCAAUGAUACUAAAUACCACACAGAUUCCAAUGAAUGUUGCUAAAGAGACACAAUUAAAAGGUGGUCAGCAUUCUCAAGCUGCUCCAGUGAAAUGGAUUUUUCAAGAAAAUCUACAGCCUUGCACUCCAUCUCUUGUUCCUGUUAAAUCUUCAAAUAAUGUGGCUUCAAAGAUUUUAAAAACUUUUGUAGAUAGGAAAAGUUUGGGAGAUAAUACUGUAAAUUUGCCACCAUUGAGUACCAUCAGUCCUAGUGGGACACAAUCCAAAAGUAUGCCUAUUAAAGAUAAUGCUUUGGUUAUGUUUAAUGGGAAAGUCUAUCUAUUGGCUAAAAAGGGGACAGAUUUUUUGCCAUCACAAAUUGACCAAGAGAAUUCUGUUUCUCCUGAUAUUCCACCAAGAAAAGAUACAUCACAGAUAGUAAGUUCAAGUCCAGUCACAGAAAUAUCCAGAGAGGUUGUAAAUAUUGUUUUGGCUAAAAGUAAAUCUUCCCAGAUGGAGACAAAAUCACUUUCAAAUACCCAGCUUGCUUCCAUGGUCAAUCUAAGGGCAGAGAAGAAUAAGAAAGUGGAGAAACCAUCUCUUUCUACCCCAAACCCACAUAGUAUGAACCAAUCCAUUAACUACUUAAAGCAGAGUAAGACUUUAUUCUCAAAGCCAGACUUUCCAGAUGGAUUUAGUACAGGACAAAAUUCCCCCAGAAAAGGAAAUAUCAUCCACAGCAUAGAGAAAAUAAGUUCCUCUGUUGAUGCAACAACUGUUACUUCACAACAGUGUGUUUUCAGAGACCAAGAACCAAAGAUCCAGAAUGAGAUGGCAUCAACAUUAGAAAAAGUUACUCAAGAACGAAAUGACAAGAACAAUUCCCAAGGAAGAAGCAAUAAGGCGUCAUAUCUGAACAAUGAUGCUGAACUUAGAAAGAUAUUUGGUCUCACUAAAGAUUUGAGCGUGUGCCUUACUCGGAUUCCUCACCAUUUGGGCUCUGGAGGAGGUUUUGAUUCCUUUAGCUGUUUGGUGAAAAGUGAUACUUACAAAGAGACAGAGUUUAUAGUGAAGGAGGAAGGGAGAAAACAGCGUUUUGAUAAGAAAAGAAAAGCAAAAACCAAAAAGAAGAUGGAUCACACAAAGAAGAGAAGAACUGAGAGUGGUUAUAACACAACUGUAAAUGGAGGAACUAACGUCACCAGUUCCCAACUCGUUAGCAAUAUUUUACCAACUUCAAAUGUAUCACACGAUAACAUUCUCAGAGGCCGCAACAAAACCAGGGAAGAAAAGAGAUCUGAGGUAGAACACUGUACGCAUGGGAGCCAAGAGAAAGGCACACUGAGUUCAAAUACAGCUUUUGAGCAAAGCCAUUCCUUCAAUAAAAAUUAUACUGAAGAUAUUUUCCUCAUGACACCACCAGAGUUAGAAGAAACCAUUAGAGAUGAAAAAAUAAGAAGACUUAAGCAGGUGCUGAGAGAAAAAGAAGCAGCUCUUGAAGAAAUGCGUAAGGAGAUGCACCAAAAAUAAUAAAAUGUUGCUAUACAUAAAGACUUCAGUGAAAUAGCUGUGUUUUUUCAUAUACUUUUGCAUUAAGUUAAUUAUAGUUGCAUUCUGAAAGUGUCUUUGAAUAUGAAAUUUGUCUUUUCAUCAGUUGAUUAUAACAUUUUAUUUAAGGAAUACAGAAAAGGUUGAUUAUAUGACUUUUGUGAAUAAUCUCAUGGGGUAUCUGAAUCUUUGUCUAGAUACCUUUUUUUGGAAGGAAAAGUUUUCUAUUUUUCUAUUACUUUAACUUGAAUUCCCCAAGUUUGAAUAUUUGUUAUUGUUUGUACAUUUAGCUAAAUUACUCAGAUGUUAUUCCAACAAUAGAUAAUUGUUGUGUACUUUUUAAAUUACACAAUCCAACAGAGGAAAUCAGCUCUAAACUUAACUUUUCCAAUGGGUUUGUAUAUGUAUAUGUCUCUUUACCCAUAAAAUGAUACAUUCUCACCAUUGUAAGUUUUUUUAAAAUUUCAUGAAAGAAAAUGUAUUAUAGCAGCAUUAUUUAAAAUUUCAAACAUUUCUCAAGAGUGAGGGACAUUUGUUUUGUAAUUUUUACAAAGUAGUUUCAUAUAAUACAAAAUGGGUUUUAGAAUUCAGGCUAUAUAGUGUAUUGUUUGCUUAAAGUGAUAUGUUAUUAUUCCUAGGCAAAUGCUUCCAUUUUUGGUGGUGGGGGAAUAUGUACAUAUGUGACUUGGAUUGUGUGCUAAGUAAAUCGGAACAUGGCCACAUUUAAUACUUUUUAAAAUUGUAAAGUGUAGUUUUUCAUAAUAGAGGCAGACAUUUUCCUAUCUGGUUAUCUUUGAUUUGUCGAGUUGGAGAAUGGUGUAGAGAUGGGGAUUAAGGAGGAGGAAAAGGUUAUUUUUUUAAGAUGAUUAACAAAUUCCUGGAAGUAGGGUCAAAUAAUACCUGGACAUUGGCAACAAAAUAGAAAACAGUAAGUC
Molecule: messenger RNA, 3854 nt
Organism: Kogia breviceps (pygmy sperm whale)
Lineage: Eukaryota; Metazoa; Chordata; Mammalia; Artiodactyla; Physeteridae
Gene: LRIF1
Product: ligand dependent nuclear receptor interacting factor 1
Biological process (GO): regulation of DNA-templated transcription
Molecular function (GO): nuclear retinoic acid receptor binding
Source: RefSeq, a predicted model, not a curated record